Molecule: messenger RNA, 1842 nt
Organism: Drosophila rhopaloa
Lineage: Eukaryota; Metazoa; Arthropoda; Insecta; Diptera; Drosophilidae
Gene: Ir94e
Exons: 2
Coding region: 1-1842 (613 amino acids)
Source: RefSeq, a predicted model, not a curated record
AUGGAUUGCCAUUACCCAAUGUGGAUCCUGAGCGGGCUUUGUCUGAUUAGCCUGGUCAGUGCCGCCACGGUAAUUGAAUUACUGGUUAGGAUAAAGCUGGAGUCCGACUUUGACUACGUGCUGGUCAUGAAAAAUAGGAACUUCAGCCUGCCCGAACAAAUUUGGAACGGCAGUACGUUGGCAAAGGAUAUUAUGGAAAGAGUUCAUGUGCCAGUCCUUCAACUGGACGAGAAAGUGAGCUACUUUUUGCACAACAGCCUCAGCAGACGUCUAGUGUCAAUGGUAUUUUUAAGUAGUGGAAAUCUCGAGGAGCACAGUGGUCUGCUCACAGCUUUGGUACAGAAUCUCAGGCACAUGACCACUUCAAGAGUAAUUUUUCUAAUACAAUCGGAGGUAUUAUCAAAAGUGGCUUACGAAUUAUUUAAGGAUUGCUGGAAAAAAAAGUUAUUGAAUGUUAUGGUUCUAUUUAAGGACUAUGAGAGCACAUCGACCUUCUACAGCUACUCGCAUUUUCCUAUUUUACAAUUAGAGGAGCGUCUCUACGAACCGAGUCUGCAAAAUAUACCUAUUUUUCCCGACCGCCUGAGAGAUUUCCAUGGGUACGAGAUGCCCGUGAUUAUUGGUGGAACCUCUCCUCGAAUGAUAGCCUACCGAAACAAGAAGGGUCAAGUGGUCUACGAGGGAACAGUGGGCCAUUUCAUGAUGGCCUUUCAGCAGAAAUACAAUGUUAGAUUUGUCCAGCCACUGCAGGGUAAAAAUCCCUUGGAUUUUGCUCCUUCCAUGCAAACGGUUGCUGCAGUGCGAAAUGAAACCGUGGAGAUGUCGAUGUCGCUGACAUAUCCAACGAUUCCUCCGUUUGGUUUUAGUUACCCUUAUGAACAGAUGAACUGGUGUGUGAUGCUACCGGUUGAGGCCGAUGUGCCACCUCUGGAAUAUUAUACGAGGGUCUUUGAGCUGGCUGCCUUUCUACUAACUUUGGGAACUCUAGUGAUAAUAUCGUGCCUCCUGGCCAGCACAUUACGGCUUCAUGGUUAUUCCACCAACAUCAGUGAGUUUCUGCUCCAUGACAGUUGCCUGAGAGGAGUGCUGGGGCAAUCUUUUGUGGAAGUGUUUCGAGCACCUACCCUCGUGCGGGGUAUAUAUCUGGAGAUCUGCAUUCUGGGCUUUCUGAUUACCGCCUGGUAUAAUUCCUAUUUCUCCAGUUAUGUGACCACUGCCCCGAAACAGCCCGCUUUCAGAACUUAUGAUGAUAUUUUGGCCUCUAAACUGAAGGUGUUGGCCUGGAAGCCGGAAUAUGCGGAGCUAUUCGGCCGACUUCUGGAGUUUCGCAAGUACGAGCCGAUGUUUCUGGUGGAACCGGACUUUAACCGAUAUCUGGCACUUCGCGAAUCGUUGGAUUCGCGAUAUGGUUAUAUGAUAACCACCAAUCGAUGGGUGCUGAUCAACGAGCAGCAAAAGGUUUUCUCCCGACCACUUUUCCAAAAACGAGACGACUUUUGCUUUUUCAAUAAUAUACCUUUCGGAUUACCCCUCCACGAGAAUUCUGUGUUUAUGGAACCGGUGCUCAAGUUGAUAUUGGAGUUGUACGAAACAGGUCUAACUUUCCACUGGAUGGCCAUGGGUUUCUCGGAGCUCAUUGAUGCGGGCGAAAUGCACUUUGUGGACUUAAGUCCUCAUCGUGAAUUUAGGGCCAUGCAGAUCCAGGAUUUGCAGUACGUGUGGUACGGGUUUGGCUUCAUGGUGGUGUUCUCUACCCUUGUUUGGGUGUUGGAAAUCUUAAGCUACAGACUUAAAUCUAAACCCAUUUUCUCGCGUCAUCUUAAAUUUCAAAACCAAUACUAA